Messenger RNA from Mytilus trossulus (common blue mussel), 4329 nucleotides. RefSeq lists its product as uncharacterized. Gene Ontology annotation, biological process: receptor guanylyl cyclase signaling pathway; intracellular signal transduction; cGMP biosynthetic process. The transcript has 8 exons. Gene Ontology annotation, molecular function: peptide receptor activity; adenylate cyclase activity; guanylate cyclase activity. Bases 169 to 2262 code for a protein of 697 amino acids. The record is from RefSeq and is a predicted model, not a curated record. Gene Ontology annotation, cellular component: plasma membrane. Lineage: Eukaryota; Metazoa; Mollusca; Bivalvia; Mytilida; Mytilidae.
UGUAUGUCAGGAAAAUAGCUACUGGAUAAAAUUUAGAUUGGAUUUGGGAUACAUUUACAAAUUUACAAAUAUUAGGAGAUUCAUUACAUGAUGUAAAGGUUUUUAUAUUUUGGUAAUAUCUGAAUAUACUGAAUUCAAAAGGGAUAAUUUAUAAUAUAUUCCAAGAUCAUGUCAGAAGAGAAAGUUUUGGAGGAGGAGAAUGGCCAAGUCAACUGUGGUGGAUCAGUGGUCAGUGAUCAUUCGGAAACAGAAAUUCUCGAUGUUGUUCAGCCACCAUUAUUUGGUAGAGGCAUUUGUAGAGAUGAACCCUUGUCAAAAACCGGCAAAAAGUUACAACUGUUUAAAAUGUUAUGUCUGACUGUAAUACCUAUCAUAGGUUUAUGGGGUUAUACUGUAUAUACUUUAGCAGAUAUACUGAACAGUAGAGCAGAAAAUGACAAGCAACGAUCCUCAGUCUACUACAGUAUUGACGUGGGACAAUUGGUACAUCGACUCCAAGUAGAACGUGACAUGAGUGUAUUAUACCUUAGUGAACUUGGACCAGAAACUAGAACUUUUCUUUUGGCAGAAUACAUCAAUACUGAUCGAACAAUUGAUCGAUUGUCAUACUGGCCCGGUGAUUUGGACAAAGCUAACGGUGCCAUGUUUUUAUCAAAGGCAAAUUUUAGAGAUUACCUGGCAGCACAUCGACAGAUUCUAAGUCGCGACCAAUUUUCGAUUCAAGACGAAAUUGAUUUCUAUUCGCGUAUUAUCGACACAACAAUUUAUUGGUUAUACAAUACGAUCACAGAAUCCAAAUUUUCUUUAGUAUGGAAGAUACUUGUUGCUUAUCAGAAGCUGGCAAGUGCUAAAGAAAACGUUGGUGUAGAGCGGGCGUUAGGUACCAUGUUCUAUUCAAGAGGAGGUUUUGAGUCUCAUUCGUACUUUGAAACGUACAAUAAAAGACUUCACAGUUUUCGUGCACAUAUGAAAACAGCUGGAAUGUACUCUGAAUUCGUAAGACAAAUAUACAACGUCGGACUGCGAGAACAAAACAACGGUACUAACAUCACAUCAAUCAUCGAAAGUUUCAGAACUGAAAUUCAAAACGUGGAAAAUACUUCAACAAUUGAUAUUGCCAAAUCAAGAUACUGGUUUGAUAAUAUGACCAUUUAUAUGGAUACUUUACUUGACAUCCAAACACAGAUGGCUCAGAAAGUAAUUAAAAUCUUAGAUGUAGCCAUCGAAGAUUUGACCAUUGACCUAGCCGUAUACGCCAUUCUACUUGUUGUGGUUAUCCUGAUGUGUCCCUUGGUCAUUUUGGCAACUGAAAGUCUGACUAGUAGUAUUCAGAUUUAUGCAUUGACGCUUGUUGAUAAGACUAAUGAGUUAGCUAGUGAAAAGGCUCGGAAGGAUGGUUUGCUAUACCAAAUGGUACCAAGGCAAAUUGCUAAUCGCUUGAAAAAGCAAAAGAAAGUGGAAGCCGAAUACUUUAAGUCAGUAACCGUGUGUUUUGCUGAUGUGUAUGGUUUUGGUCAUAUUACGGUCGAACUCACACCCAAAGAAUUGAUAAUAUUGCUUGGAUCCUUACAUAAUACUGUUGACAACAUUUUGGAAGAAUUCGACGCGUUCAAAGUAGAAACGAUUAAUGACAGCUUCAUGGUUGCAUCAGGACUGCCACAUAGAAGUUCAGAUCGUCAUGCAACUGAAAUAGCAAAUUUUUCCUUGAAAAUGCUUAAUACAGUGACGGAGAUGAAAUUCUGUAAUGGGCAUAGAACUAUAAAACUGAGGAUUGGAAUACACACAGGUCCAUGUAUGGCUGGAAUUAUAGGAUUCAAAGUACCCAAAUACUGUUUAUUUGGGGAGACUAUCAACUUGGCAACAAGAAUCAAAGCCAAUAGCACACCUAACAAGAUACAUAUCAGUAACACAACAAACACGAUCCUCAGUAAAUACAGAGAAUUUAAAAUUGAAAAGAAAGGAGAAGUAACUCAGCAGGGAAAAACGGAUAUCAUAACUUACUGGCUCGUCAGAAAAAGUGGUGAUGCAAAUCAUCGAGUUCACGAACUUGAUACAGAUAAACGACAAGGAAGGCAGGGAGACGGGAAUGAAGAAGACUUUCCAGGGGAAAUUGCCGCAGUUCAAGAAUCAAAUGAAUACGUGCCUGCCAAGAGCAAUGGAAAGUCUAAAGAGGACAACAGAAACACAGCUAGAGUUGCACCAACAGUCGCAGAAAAAGAAAAAGAGAAAAAGGCUAUGAAAAAGAUGAAGAUACAAAAAUAAAUAGUUUUUCUGGGUUUUUUUAUAGACAGUUUGUUCCAAUAUUUUUGUAAAUUUCUUAUUUGUAGAGUUAACACAACGUUUCAAAUUGUAUGUUUUUGUUUUAUAUUGAACAAUGAGGUUUGAAUUAACAUUGAUACAUUCACUUCAAACUGACAUGUUCUCGUUUAAAUGAUAUUUUCCGUUAUCAUAGAAUUCAUUUAAAGUAACAUUUCUUAAAUUCAAAUCCAAAAAUAUAGAAUAUUUUUUGCAUCCAAAUACUUUUUUUCGUGGAUUUGUCAAGAUUAUGUGAAAUUAAACAUAAACAUAAAAACAUAAUGAGAUAUUGAAAAUCCUAUUGAAAUUGAAAUACAAUGCAUUCAUGCUGCAAUAUGCAGCGCUGGUUUUAUAUGGAUAAUUUGAAAUUUACCUACUUAUUAACUUUCGGAUUUGUUUUGUCGAAGCUCAUCAGUUAUGACCUUUAUACAAAUAUGUUGUUUUAACAUUACCUAUUAUAAUUGUUAAAUGAAUUGGUGUAUUAUUAUUUUUCUUUCAGAAUCUGUAUAUUCUAUCAUUAUUCCAUUUUUGUUUACUUUUUCUUUCAUUACUUGCGUUAUGCGUUUGUCAAUUUUCUAAGGAAAGUGUUAUGGCAAGGCAUUACAUCCGGAAAAGAUUGGAGAAUUACAGUACUGGAAAAUAAAAGCCUGAUAGAAGAACGUCUCUGAAGAUUUCAAUAGACUAAAUGAUUUUCUUUUGAAAGAAUGUCUAUAUACACAUGUUUUACAUUAAAACUUAGCCUUCCAAAUACAUAAAACAUAUUCCUUCAUUUUAUUACAUUUGAAGGAACAUAUUACUUUUAUUAGCGUACCAUAUCAUUAUAUCUGUUUUAUAUAACUUUUUUUCUUCAUAAACCUCAAAUUGAAAAAAGUAUUGAACAACCCUUACUUUUCUCACAAGCCAAAGUAUUUUAAAAUAUAAUAUUUCUUGCCCCGAAAGUAUAUAAAUCAUGCAAUUGAGCUAUCGACAAGUAUAAAUAGAUAAAAAGAAUUGACGAAAAAUAGCAAAUAAAAUUAAGUACUUUUUUGUCAAACAAUAGGAUGUUUUGGAUAUUAAAAAUGAACAAUACCACUUAGUAGAAAAUUUCAAUAGAAUAAUGACUUUUUCGGUACGCAAUAAUGUGUGUCAGUUGUGGUAAUAACUACAACAAUGUUUAACAGGGAGUGCUACCAGCGUACACAAGAAAUCAUAGAUGAGAACCAUAUUCUAAUUGCAUGGUUGAAUUGUUUAAAUUGUUGUUGAAGUAAAUUUGCCAUUCAUGGUGCACACUUUGAGAUAAAUCAUCGAUUGAGUAAAUCGGGAUAUAAUUAGUCGUCCAUCAUGGUACUUGAGAGUGUACCGCCAUUUUAAAAUAAGCUCAAGUUUUGCAGCAAGACCAUAACACCAUUGAUUUCAAAGUUUUAACCAUGAAAUUAAAAGACGGUUAAUUCGUUAAGAUGUAGGAACAGUAGUUUCACUCGGAGAUGGUUUUUGGUACGUUUUUGUCACCAUCGGAACAAUUCCGUUCCAAAAAAAAAUAAUAAAUUUAUUGAACCUUUACAUCUUGUUUGUAAUAGAUGAAGUUGAUAAAAUUCGAUAUUUUUCUUCAACCUUUUAUGUCAAUUAUGACAAUGGUCUUAUCUAUAAUUAAAUGGUCUUAUUUGUAUAGUUUUGAAGCCAGGAAUACUAUUUUUUGUUAUAAUACUUUGAUUUGAGAGAGAGGGAACAUCUGGAUGGUGCGAUACUUUUACCUUUCUAUGUGUAUACAUGGCUAUUAUUAUGUUUUCUAUGAUUGUUUGUGUUGUAAAAUUAUGUAUUACCCUUCAUUAAAAAGUGUAAUGCAGUUUUCUAGUAGCUAACAGAGAAUCUUUAUCAGCCAUUUUUAUUCUUCACAAAAAAAUUUUUUUAGUCACUUUUACCCAAAUAAAAAUCAUAUUUCAAUCUGGUCAAUUUAAGUAAGUGAUUAGCAAUAUUCAGAAAGGUAACUCCACCGGAAACAUUAAAUAAAAAUAUUUAACUCCAUGACAAGCCCAAUAAACUAUUGAAACCCAAUAA